AUGGCCGCUAAAAUCAAGCUCUACACUAACCAUGGCUGUCCUUGGGCCCAUCGUGCUCAUAUUGCCCUUGCUGAGCUCGGCAUUCCGUACGAGGAGGAAAUCAUUGACCUCUCUGUCCCUCGCACUGCCGAGUACCUAGCCAUCAAUCCCCGCGGCCUCGUUCCCAGUUUGUCCUACAAUGGCGAGAUCAUCACUGAAUCUGCCGUUGUUUCCCAAUUUCUCGCCGACGCGCACCCGUCGCACCUCGUGCCGACGGCCGGCACACCAGACGCCGCUCUCCAGCGCGCCCGCAUCGGCUUUUUUGUCGAUACGUACUUUACCAAAGCCAACAGCCUGAGCACCAAGGUAGCAUUUGCCAAGACGGAUGCUGAGGCGGAAGAGGCCGCGGCCGAAUUCGUCAAGCAGGUUGCCAAGGAGGUUGAGCCACUACUGGCCGAUGCGGCACCUUACUUUGGAGGCAGCAAGACGUUGACAUUGGCCGAGGUUCUCACCGGUUCGUUCUUGCUGAGACUGUUCGCAUUGCCCAAGCACGGCGUCGUGACGGACAGCCUUGUCAAAGACUUGCCUACCAAGACCCCCAACUUUUACAAGUGGGCAUCAAAGGUCAUUGAGCACCCCAGCGUCACGGGGAUUUGGAAUGAAGAGAAGGUUGUUGCUGGAACUAAGGCGCGUCUGGAGAAGCUCAAGGCUUCAGCUUGA
Messenger RNA from Beauveria bassiana ARSEF 2860, 699 nucleotides. RefSeq names its product glutathione S-transferase domain-containing protein. The coding region runs from base 1 to 699 and encodes 232 amino acids. NCBI's taxonomy places the organism in Eukaryota, Fungi, Ascomycota, Sordariomycetes, Hypocreales, Cordycipitaceae. The transcript is spliced from 4 exons. The record is from RefSeq and is a predicted model, not a curated record. Gene Ontology annotation, cellular component: cytoplasm.